Molecule: messenger RNA, 8843 nt
Organism: Ostrea edulis (European flat oyster)
Lineage: Eukaryota; Metazoa; Mollusca; Bivalvia; Ostreida; Ostreidae
Product: zinc finger protein 37 homolog
Exons: 4
Coding region: 4694-7837 (1047 amino acids)
Biological process (GO): regulation of transcription by RNA polymerase II
Molecular function (GO): DNA-binding transcription factor activity; RNA polymerase II cis-regulatory region sequence-specific DNA binding
Source: RefSeq, a predicted model, not a curated record
CCGGUAAGUUUAAAUCAUUCUAUUGUUUAUUUUUGGGCGACAACUUAUAUUGCCCAAAAGUAAACUGUAAUAGCAAAAUAGUAGUAUUGGCAUAGCAGUGUAGCAUACUUAUGACAAAAGUGACUGACAAUAUCAUUUUUAAUGAUGUCUAAAGUUAAGACAAUGAAUUUACGUUUUUGAGCACUAGAAGACCAGUACAGUCGAUUUUUACUAGACCUGACCUUACAAGUUACAUCCACUAGCCCUGACCGAUCUCCAGGGGGAAAAAAACCCUGGUAGUUUCUCCAUAUUUAAAUACUUAAUUUAAAUGACAAAUGUUAAGUUUGAACUAAAGUGUAUUUAUUUAUCUAAAAAAAAUCUAUAGUCUCGUCAUUCAAUUUGAUGCUUUUAUUUUUAACACAUUUUCUAUUUCUUUAAAUUCUACCCGGCACGGAAAUUCUUUAGUCCAUUUACAAUAAAAUGACAUCAACUGUUUGUUUUGUUUUUUUAAAUUUCUAUUUCAUAAGCCCUGCUUUUUUUCUUCCCAACCUUUUCCUUUUUUCUCUCUCUCUCUUUUGGACAUGGUGGAUGAGAAUUCGUAUUUGAAUAUAGAGACAUUCCCGCACAUAUGUCAGUGUUUGAAAUUGGUUUAAAACUUGGUAAAGACCCCAGAUCCAUGCCAAAACGAUGACAUCGACCUCAUCGAAUUGGCAUAGACCGCAACAUUGAAAAAAUAACACAAAUUUAAAACAUUUUCAUUUACUUCUAAUGUAUAUAGAAAGUAUAUUUUCUUUCCAUUUCCAUAACAAUAUCUUCCUUUCCCCAUAACAUUUAUCAUAUGUCGACUGACCAUACAGGAUCCUUUGGGAUAACUUCAUUACUUUAUAAUUAAUCUAGAAAAUCGACAUAGACAAUUUGGUCUAUCUCAAUUACAAUUGGCAUAGAUCGGUGUUAUUUUAUAACAUAGACUCAGUCUAUGGUCCAUUUCAACACUGAUAUGUCAUCACCGAGAAAUGCCUGUUUAUGGUGUAAUUUAUUAAUUUGAUAAACACUUUGUUAUAUUUCAUUUUAAUUCAAAUACAUGUAAACUGUUUUUUAAAAUGAAAAUGAAUUCAAUUUAUAUAAAUUUAUCAAAAACAUAACUUUACACACAUUAACAUUGUGAAGACCUAUGUAAAACAUCACUACUGAUCGCGACUUCUUUAUUAGAAUUAAAAAUAGAGGUAUGUCAUCACGCGGUUCAAAAUUGCUCGCAAACUCUUUACAGUUAUUUUUUGUUAAGAAUAAAAUAUCUUCUGGUUUAAAGUGAAGUUUCUAAAAAAAAAAAUUUUUUUUCAACACGACCAGUCGGACUAGUAAAUCGACAUUUUACCCGACUGAACCUAUCAUUUAUCUAUUUCAUUGUAUUGCUUAUAGGAGCUAUGAGAUUGAUCACUGUUCGUUAUCUUCACCUUUAGUAGACUCGGUUGGUCGGACGUGCCUUAAUAUCAAACCCUGCUUAUUUCAGUAUAAGCAGUACAGUCACUGGGUGUAACAAAUCAUGUUCUUCCUCUUCUACUGACAAAUUACAAAAACGAUUGCAUCUUGGAAUGUUUAACUAGUCCUUUUCCUAUAGUAAGGUCAUUGACCUAUCAAAUCUAUUUGUUAAUUCAUCGACUAAGUCUGGUUAUUUAUUCAUGCUAUGUAAAUUUACUGGAAAAGUUAAUCACAUACAUGUAAGGUGUAUUAAUGUAACAGGAAGGAAGAAAAUGCAACAGACCAGACCAAGAUUCGAACCCGGGUCCCCUGAAUCUCAAGUCAAGUGCUCUACCAACUGAGUUAUCUGGCCACCGGCGAUUGCACCCAGUUGACCGCUACAUUCCUCCCUCCUUAAAUAACAGUUGAAGACAUCAACCCAGAAUCUUAAUCCCCUGGCAGGCAUUUUCACCUGUCAGUUCCAGGGGCUAGUCUAUGACACCAAAUGUAACAGAAAGGGAGAAAAAUGCAACAGACCAGACUGGGAUUCAAACCGGGUCCCCAUAAUCUCUUAAUUAAUUAGGUGCUCUACCAACUGAGCUAUCUGGCCACUAGUGAUCGAACCCAGCUGAUCACUUCACAUAAAUAUCAUGAAUGGAAUACAAGCUCUCAAAAUUAUUUUAUGUGAUUUAAUAUUUUAUUUUUUAAUCCUUCUAUAAAAGCAUUACAAAGAUUUUAUAACAACUGUAAAGACCAAAUCACAAAAGUCUGUUGGGCGUAUGAACACUCGAGAGCAUGGCGUCUGCAUAUUAGUCAAUGCUUUGUUGCCCAAUCCUGUCUCAGACAAAAUAAACACACCUCAUUCGAUGACUGAAGAAGUGGAUUUUACUUCUAAUGUGGUUAAUAUUACCAACCAAACACAAGAAAUUAAUCCAAACGUGGGAUUAUGCAACAAUUCCUCAUCUAGUAAUUGUACUUUGGUUCUCAAUUUUUGAAAAAGGACUGGCACGGUCAGCUAUAUACCUCCCCCUUAGUGAUUAUACCUACGUUGUUAAACAGUUAAAUGAAUUUGAAAAGAUGUGAACAGUUUAAAGUAUAGACUGCACAACUUUGUUGAAUAAUUUAAUGUUUGUGAUAUUUUAUUGACAAUGAAUUCAAUAAUUGAAUUAUUAAUUUUUUUCAACAUUGCUCACUCUUUUAUCUUUUACCAUAUGACAUCACAUAUGCUGUUCUGUGGCUUUUCCAUUCAUUGCUUUGUACUUGGGUGCGAAUUUAAAAUGUACAGGUAGAUAAAAAAAAAAAGCCCACAUUAAAAGAGGUUUUAGGAAUAUAAGCUGCAGUGAAUUUUUUUUUGAAGGGUGUAGUUUCAUAACUGCAAUGGUGUGUGCAAAAAAGAUUCCUGACGCACUAACUCGCGCUAUUGAAUUUGAAUGCACAUGCCGUUGCAGUUUCAAAAUAUAAUAAUUCAUUAUAUGAAUGUUUAACGGAGUGUUUCUGAUGCAGACUGGGUGUGCUGCAUUAUCAUCUAAGGCUUAUAUCAUCGAUAUAGAAGUUAAAUAGUAAAGGACUGAAAAUAUUGCCUUGUUUGACUCCAUGCCUGGAAUUGUAAGAGUGACUUAUGUAGGAAUUUUAUUCUAAAUGCAGUUCUAGUGCUAUAAUAGGCCUAAUCUAUGUUGAAAUGGGUGGUCAUAAAAGUUGAAAGACACUUGGUCUUGUUUCCAUAUUUGGUCAUGAUUUCCAUAUUUGGACUUUAUUUCCAUAUUUUGUCAUGUCUGGCAUUUCCAUACUUUGGUCAUGAUUUCCAUAUUUUGGACAUGAUUUCCAUAUUUGGUCAUAAUUUCCAUAUUUGACCAUGAUUUCCAUAUUUGAAAGACAGUAAAGGGAAAUAGUCCAAGGAGGAUAACACAUAAGACAUUACCAGCUGUAGGUGCAAUACUACAAAUUGAUACCAACGCCUAUAGCACUCAGGGUUGUAGCAGUGAGGGUUCUUUAUUAUGCCAAUGCAUGCUGCCACACGGCACCUCCAUUUUUUUAGAUCAUACCCGAAAGACCUGUGAUUCUCACUUCUAAAUGCAGAGUGUUUGGCAAAGGAGCAAUCACUAACUAUUUUAACGUCUUAUGUUUGAUGUGGCCAUGGCACGGGCAGGGUUCGAACUCACGACCUCCUGGUUGUGAAGUGAAUGCUCUACCACUGAGCUAUAUUAUGAUGUGAGGCAGUGCAUGAAUCUACCAACACCUUAUGGGACAGAUCAAAACUACCUGUAAGGCUAGGAUCAUUAAAGCUACAGUACCCAUGUUCCCAGUGAUGGCAGAAAGAAACCUAUUGUUUUUCAAGAUCAAUUUAUGUACAUGGUAAUUGUGUGGGCACAAACCAUGAUAACAACAGCACUAGUAUAGGGUUAGGAUAAUCAAACUUAUCCACACAUUCAACCCUCACAGUGUGUGUUAUGAUGUAGUGCAGAUUUUGUGUGUCUGUGUGUGUGUGUGUGUCUGUGUGUGUGUGUCUGUGUGUGUGUGUAUGUGUGUGUGUGUCUGUCUGUGUGUGUGUGUCUAUCUGUGUGUGUGUGUGUGUGUCUGUGUUUGUGUCGAUCAGCACACUAGAAACAGAGUACUAAAAAGGCAGGGAGAAUCAUGCAAGCGAACAUAGUACAUGUGUUCUCCAUGUUAGUAUGAAGAUUCCUCUUGUAUCUCAAGGUCAAGGUCAUAACUAUCUGAGUAACCUUGAAGGAAAAGCAGUAUAAAUACAAAGCGUAGGAUCGUCAAACUGGGUGUGUAGAUGUUUUCUAUCACCCGUGGUGAAGCCAGGUAUAUUUUGAACAGUACAUGGAAUUUAUUACUCUAAGAUUAUUCUGUAAGAAAAUGAAAUCUGUCAACAAUUGAAGAUUUAACAAAGCCAUCUUAGACCUACAUUUUUUGUAACAUUUCAUCAAUGCUGUCUGACCAUUGAGAGAGUAAAUAGAAUACCAUUUCAGAUCCAUUUUAGCGUAGUUGAUUGUUAAUCUUUUCUGUCUGUGAUCACUGCAUUACACAACAUACUGGACAGGCAUAUUUUGCGGGAUGAAUAUUUCUCUUGUUAGAUGUUGGUAGCCUAGAUUUUUAGUUUUGGAAAUUUUGAUAUUGUACAUAUUUUGAUAUACAUUGUGUACACAUAUCAAUUAUAUUUACUACCAGGUGUGGAGGAAGAGAAUGUCUCGUGAUCCAGCAUUUAUAUGAUGCUUCUGUGGUAAUCUACAACUGUCUGAAGAGGAUCAUCACAGUGAUGGAGGAUAUAUCAGGUGUAGUGUUGGAUCAAAAGUGGACCUCAGGAACUUCAACCCAUAAAUCUAGGCCCUCCAGGUUAAGGCAGAAUCCCUCCAACUCAGAGAAAGGUAGCAGAAAUAUUACAGUAGAGGCCUGCAGUACUCCACGUUCACCGGUCCAGCUUUACAAAUGUAAGGUGUGCAGAAAAGCAUACCUUAAAUUGUCAAACUUAGAGAAGCAUGAAAAAAGUCAUGAAGGCCAGGUUAAUGAGGUUACUGACAUGGCAACAACACCAAAGUCAAAUAAUGCAAGGGAUUCGCAAGCCACCACGAAAUCGGGUAGCUUGCCAAAUUAUACUGUCAAUAUUCAGAACGUUGUGAGUAUUAAACAGGAAGAGUGUACAGAGAUUAAAGAGAGUAUUAAAUCUGAUAUUUUGGCUCAACAGCAGCUGAAUGAUGAAGUGAACAGGGCAAAUCCACUGCAGUCACUCACGGGAAUAAAAGGGUGCACAUCGACAAAAAUUCAAACUGCCUCUGGUACAGGCCAAAAAACGAGUACUUUUUUUCAGGUAGAGCAGGAGGCAUUGAAGCAUUCUGAAACAGAAAAGGAUGUGCAAAAACAGGUUACCAAGAUCUUGGACUACUUGAACUCAGAGGAUGAUAAAGAUAAUGGCUCAGACUAUCAGAAAGAUGGCCAUACCAGUGAGUUCUGUAGCUUGAUUCCGUCUGCUGCCGAAACAGAAGUGGAGGGAGUGAAGGCAGAGUCAAAUACAACUGAACAAAACAGUGAAAACAUUGCAGAAAAAUUUCAAAAUAUUGAAAGUGGUAAGGACAAAACAACUUUAAAAGAAAUUAGUGAAAAUAUUUCUGAAUUAAAAGAAGCUGGUGUGGUGGAGCUUUUUAAAAAUUCUAGAACAACUAAGAGCGCAAAAAGGGAGGAGCCGGCUUCCUCAGAGCAAUGCCAAGACUGGAGUGAUCGUGGUUCUGAUUUCACAGGAGAAAAAGAUGGUAAUGAGGAUGCAGUUGCUGAACCAAAAAGUGAAGAAUUUAUGGAAAAUAAACCAUUUUCUUGCUCUAUUUGUGAUGAAAAAUUUAAGAAUAAAUCUGACAUGAAGAGUCACAGAUGGAAACAUUCUCUCCUUCGAAGGUCAGUGCGUGGGGAUGAAGGACGAUCUUGUGAUGUUUGUCACAAAUUAGUAAAAUCAAAAAGAGCUUUGAUAGCACACAAGAAGACUCAUUCAAAGGGAGACAAGUGUGAAAAAUGUGGGAAACUAUUUUCCUCUCCAUCAAAUCUGUUUAAGCAUAAAAAGACUGUACAUAUCGAAAAGCUCUUCAUGUGCGAUGUGUGUGGGGCAUCCUACAAGGCGAAGGGACACCUGACCACCCAUACUUUAAAAGUCCACGAUGACAAAACAUACCUAUGUGAAGAAUGCGGAAAAUCUUUUCCUCACCCAUCUAAUUUAAGAAAACACAUUCGAACCCAUGCAGCUAUAAAGUCAUUCAUCUGCGACAUUUGCGGCAGGGGAUUCACUUUUUCUGGUCUCCUGCAUCGCCACAUGAGAACGCACUCUGAUGAGAAACCUUAUAAAUGUAUAACGUGUGGGAAGUGCUUCAGAACUAGUUAUAACCUCUCGGUUCACACGAGAAUCCAUACAAUGGAGAAACCGUUUAGAUGUAACUUGUGUCCACAAGCAUUUAAUCACAAUGUUUCACUGCAAACGCACAUGAAGAAAUGCCAUGUCUUUUUACACAGUUCCAGAGUGCGCUUCCGGUUUCAUGUUAUUUGGCGGAAAGCAUAUUUUCAGGUAGCUCUAACCAAAAUAAGUUCACUAACAGGUAAUGUUGGGUACUGCCUUGACAGUCUGAAAGUGCAGUCCAGAAUAAUUAUCAGACGUGUCUUCAUGAACAACAGCAAGAUGAACGGUCAGAAGAAAUGUCGAGCAAGCAGAAGUUUGUCUUCAGGAAGCGGCCGUCACUCAAUCAGGGAUCGGUCUCCAGUAUCGGGAAGCAGUCGUCGGUCAAUUAGAAAUCAGUCUCCAGCAUCAGGAAGCAGUUGUAGGUCAAUGAGGGAUCGGUCCCCAGCAUCAGGAAGCGGCCGUCGGUCAAUCAGGGAUCGGAGUAAACAAGCAGUGAAAUCUUGUACUUCACAGGCAGAUCCACUAACCAUUAUUUCUCAAUCGUCAAAUAAGAGCAGUUUCGCAAGACCUUUCAGGCAUGUCAAUACACAAGCCGGUGGAAAAUCGCCAAGCACAGAUGUGAAAAAUGAUGAAAAAACAGAUCAUGAUGGAAGAUUUCAAUCUGACUCGGUAGAUAAGAAAGGAGGUCAAAAUCUUAGCAAGUGCAAUAAUGAUAUUGAAAAGGAGGAUGGGGUGGGAACAAAUUCAAUGGACGUUAAUGCUAAUGGUGCAAUGGACAACUCGAACAAGGUUUCAGAAGCUGCAGAAUAUAUCUGUGGAAUUUGUGAGGAGACAUUUAAUGAUGAAGAUCAGCUUAUACAACACAUGGGAAGUCACCCCGAGUUUGUGCCCCCUGUCGUUAUGGAGGGUAAUGAUUCUGAUGAAGUAGAUGUGGAAACCGUGAAAAAACGACCACAAGGGAAAAAGUGCAAGCUGUGUACCAAAUAUUUUAUCAAACUCGCUCGGCACAUGAGGAAGAUGCACACGCCAUUAAGGUGUACGUGUUGUGAUAAAAUUUUUAAAGAUCGCCUGAAAAUGAAGACUCAUGUGUUGCGUGUGCACUCAGGGAAAAAAUAUAAGUGUGAAUUGUGUGAGAAAUCGUACACAACCCGAUAUCAAUUAAGAAUUCACAAAGAAACUAAGCAUGGAGACAAUGCAAGUAUGUGUGAGGUAUGUGGAGAAGUUUUCUUCCAUGAAGUUAAUCUAAAAAGACACAAGAAAAUGCACUUAGGGGAAGAAUAUAAAGAUUUUGUGUGCGAGGUUUGUGGUAAAAGAUUUGCUUUUCACAACAAGUGGAGACACAUUAGGACCCACACAAAGACUAAAGCCUUCAAGUGCCCAGACUGUGAUAAAACGUUCAACGAAAAAGAUCAGCUUAACAAACACGUGCGCAUUCAUACUGGAGAAAAGCCCUACAAAUGUGAGCACUGUCCUAAAGCCUUCAAUCACAAUGUCUCCCUGAAAGCACAUGUCAGAAAGUGUCAUUGAUAUGAAGUUGUCAAGUAAACAGAAAUUUAUACCAAUCAUUGUCACAUGGGAACCAUUCCCCGAUAAAUGUAAUGAAUCACGUGGGCAGAUGUGCAAAUGCUUAGAACUACGAUACUUAGUACUAACAUUGAGAUUUCAGAACUACGAUACUUAGUACUAACAUUGAGAUUUCAGAACUACGAUACUUAGUACUAACAUUGAGAUUUCAGAACUACGAUACUUAGUACAAACAUUGAGAUUUCAAACUUCAGAGAGGCUAUUAUACUCUAUACUGGUUAUCUUGAAAACAACGAAUCGGUUUGACAGCACGACACAUGCUUUUGAAAACACUGCGUACAUUCUCAUUCAGUUGUCUACUGAAGUACAUUUUUAUUUUCAUACAUCAUGUAUAUCAUGUAAAUUGUAUAUAUGACAGAAUGAGAAUUAUUAAGAAAUAGUUAUUCUGUUGAAUGAAGAAAAUGUUAUUUUCUGUUUGAGUAGAUAUCUGAAAAGCAGUUGGAUUAAGGGGUAAUAUCAAAAGAUUGAUGUCUGACAAAAACUAAAUUCGCUUAGUUUUAACUAAGACCCCCCCCCCCCCCCCCCCCCCCCCCCCCCCCCCCUUAAAAUUAAAUAUGAUGUAUGUUGAAACUAAUCAAUUAACAAGUAAAAACAUAUGAGUACAUGUAUAAAUAACACUCUGUACACCUUUUCUACUACUUAUUCAUAAAUGAAAGUGUACAUUAAAACUAUUAUUAGAUAUUCAUGAAGAUUUAUACAAUUCAUGGAUUAUUGUGUGGUUUUUAACAGCGACCUGUCUUUUUAGCUUUUUCCACUGAAGUGUAAUCAAUGUCAGAUGGCUGAAAUUUAUGGGAGUGUUUAUCCCUCCUCCCCCUCCCCCUUCCCCACUAACUAUUUGAAUUUAGAUAUUUAUCCAACAUUGAUCUUUUCAUCUUGCCCCUAAAUCAUGUGAUGUUUCAUUGCUGAAAGAGGAAUUGUAUUUCAUGAUUAUAUAUUUACAUUCCCUGAA